Messenger RNA from Cucurbitaria berberidis CBS 394.84, 614 nucleotides. RefSeq lists its product as uncharacterized. The record is from RefSeq and is a predicted model, not a curated record. The transcript has 4 exons. NCBI's taxonomy places the organism in Eukaryota, Fungi, Ascomycota, Dothideomycetes, Pleosporales, Cucurbitariaceae. The coding region runs from base 126 to 524 and encodes 132 amino acids.
CCCCGGAUGUUGUUCGCUCUCUCAAUAUAAGAACGAACGUCCUCUUCAAAUGUAGUCUGAAAGCACUAUCAGACUUCCAUACUCUGAGAUAGCGAUUAGUAAAUUUUCAUCGGCCCAACUCGAAUAUGAAGUAUUGCCUUGUCGCCAUUACAGUGCUCUUCAGCCUUACCGAAUAUGCUGCUGCCCUUCCCGCAGAGACAAAACGAACCGUCGGUGGCAUCAAGAUCUGCACCGGCGAAUACUGGACUGGCACUUGCGGUUACAAAGUUCAACCUUUAAACAGCUGCAUCCAUCUUGAUGCUCCAUGGUAUCACACCAUAUCCUCUUUUGGACCCGAUCAAGGCACAACGUGCAACUGGUAUAGAGAUUAUAAUUGCAACGAUCAGAUCGCUUCGGGGAUUGUGUAUCCUGGGAUCGAUGAUAUGGACCACCCAGCUCCGGGUUGUCAAAAGAGGAGUGAAAACGGGCUUGAGAAGAGGUGCCAUGGUAAUCAGGUUGGCUCGUUCAAGUGUUGGGCUACCUAAGUAUAGCAGAGGUCUGUCAAGCCCAAAAUGUAGUAGAUAGUUUUUCGCAUAAGUUUCAAUGAUUCAUGUCUCAUUAUUAGUGUAGGAACG